Cuscuta europaea is the source of this 1379-nucleotide messenger RNA. The record is from the annotation of a GenBank genome assembly. NCBI's taxonomy places the organism in Eukaryota, Viridiplantae, Streptophyta, Magnoliopsida, Solanales, Convolvulaceae.
UGGAGGGAGUGUUUCUUUGACCCUUCAUUGAUAGGGAGUAGUCUUCCGUAUAAUGAACUCAAUAUUUUUCUCUAUUAUUAAAAUCGUUUGUGAUCAUCUUCCCACUUUAAAAAGUCAUUCAGCUACUAUUGUCUCACUCUGCGCUCUCUUUUCUCUUCCAUCAGUCUUUCCAGUUUCUGCAGGAGAGGACUAGAAAUCUUGCCCGGUCUUUUCAUAACCGGCAAAGUACCGGAGCACUUUACCGGCCUUUUACGGAGAAACGCUGUACAAGAAAAAAAUAAAGUCUGGGUUUUGGGGGGGUCAAAGUCCUUGUAUACGAUCACCUGUUAAGGUAGAAAAAAUUGGUGUGAACACAUACAUGGAGACAGAGAGGAAAAGCUACUAAGAUUGGAACUUCCUUUUGGACUGUUGCGUUCAGUGCGCCCCCACAAAUCCCCUAGCUAAGGCGUUUUGUGCCCUACACGUUCUAGUAAGACGAUUUUCUGCAGAGAGAGGGAGAGGGACAGAGAGAAACGCUGCAAUUCAUCCGACCCGUUGAAAUUUCGGAGUGAUCUUUGCAUUUUCUAAUCUUGCAUGAUUUGAAGCGAAGGGACAAAACAAAAAUGAUGGAACACAAAAGAGGUCCCAUCUCUCUUGAGCACAGUAGCAUGACAUCUUUGACUCCUAAACGUCUCAAGGCAGAUAUGUCCCUUUCUUCCAAGGAAAAGAAAGAGAAAUUUGGGGAGCGCAUCACAGCUCUGCAGCAGAUUGUAUCACCAUUUGGAAAGACAGACACAGCCUCUGUUCUACUUGAAGCAAUGGGGUACAUAAACUUCCUCCAUGAGCAGGUUAAGGUGCUAAGUGCUCCAUAUCUCCAUUCUACGCCACAAACAACUACACAGGAACCCCACUCCUACAGUUUGAGAGGUAAGGGUUUAUGCCUUGUGCCUCUGUCAUACACCAAUGGGGUUGCCGGUAGCAAUGGUGCAGAUAUAUGGGCUCCUGCUAGAAAAUGUUGAAACAGACAUUGCUUUGCUAGACUGUGCGAGAUUCAAGGUAGGUAGCCAAAUAAAACGCCCAGUAAAUGCAAAGCAACAGGAUGUAAAACAUUAUCGCCUUAUGUUGGUUAUGGAUUGAGGAGUUCGGGGAUGUCUAACAGCAAAACCUGGAAGCUGAUACUCUUUUGGGAAGCAUUCAGCUAUAGUUAGAGCCUAAUUAUCCAGGUUUAUUGCCAAUUGUAUAUGCUUGAACAAUGAGUUGUAUAAUAGUUAUAAUAUUUAUAAUUAUAAUGAUAAUUAAUAAUGAUCUUAGACUCUUUGUGGCUCGCGGUAAUAUUGGAACCCGUCAUUGGGAUGUAGGAGCUUUUUGAGUUCAAAAGCAUUCCUUCAAUUGGGUUAAAG